Molecule: messenger RNA, 1247 nt
Organism: Aspergillus piperis CBS 112811
Lineage: Eukaryota; Fungi; Ascomycota; Eurotiomycetes; Eurotiales; Aspergillaceae
Product: putative short-chain dehydrogenase/reductase
Exons: 3
Coding region: 69-902 (277 amino acids)
Molecular function (GO): oxidoreductase activity, acting on the CH-OH group of donors, NAD or NADP as acceptor
Source: RefSeq, a predicted model, not a curated record
CCUCACCCCAGGUUCUUGUUGGCUUCCUGUAUACUUCCUGACUGCUCCACCAUUGGCGCAACGACAGUAUGGCCUUUGCGCGUCGGCUCGCCAUCCUCCCCGGUGGCCUAGGCGGCCUGGGCUCGAGUAUCGGCAAGAAGCUCCGCCAACAAGGUGCUCGGCUAGCUAUUCUGUAUGCCCCCUUCGAGGCUGCCCGACGCGAUGAGCUGCUAGAGGCUGGCUACGGCGAGCUACCCGCGGGCGAGGAAAUCCGAACGUAUGAAUGCGACAUCACAAACCCCGAGGCUGUCCAGUCCGUCUUCACCACCCUGAAGGAGGACGUUCUCAACCCAUCAUCGACGACGACGCAGUCUGCCCGUGCCUUCCCCAGUAUCCUAGUCAAUACGGCCGGCUAUGUAUCGCUCAGUGAUCUAGAGCUCACCCCGCCGGAAGAAACGCUGAAGCAUCUGCAUACCAAUGUCCUGGGCCCCAUGCUGUGCUCGCAGGCAUUCGCGCGAUUGUACUUGGCCGCCGCUGAGGUGGCUCAUUCGUCACCCAACCCGCCGCCUCCGGGUCGCAUCGUCAACCUGGCCUCGCAAGCCGCACAUGUGGCCCUCCAUCGCCACGGGGCCUAUUGUGCCUCCAAGGCAGCCCUGUUGGGGCUAACGCGCAGUAUGGCUUCUGAAUGGGGAGGCCGCGGUAUCACAGCGAACAGCGUGUCGCCAACGGUGGCCUGGACCGCUCUGGGACAGAAGGCCUGGGGGCAGGAUGAUGUGCGGGAGGCUUUCUUGAAGACGAUCCCGACAGGCAAAUUUGCGCAGCCAGAUGAGGUUGCGGAUGCGGUUCUAUUUCUUUGUCAGGACUCAAGUGGGAUGAUCAAUGGAGCGGACAUUCGCGUAGACGGUGGCUUUACUAUCAGGUAAACUGGACCGAGAUUUGACCUUGACCAGUUGGAGGUCCAUUCUAUGAUAGAUGUCUGAUGCUACAUCGAGCACAAGGAAUGCCAAUCCGGAUAGAGUGGCAUUAAUGAGAACAUGCUUGAAGACAGUUCUUGGCAAGCCGACCCUGGUAUGACAGCUCUAGUAUGUAUAAAGCAUGCUUCCUAUGUCUUGUGAGAAGUAGAAUGAUCAUGGUGUAAAUUCAAGAAGCGCUUGGAAAUCAAUUUUCCCCAAUAUCCGGCUACAGCCUAGAAAAAUUGGUACAAGAUGGCAUCAUACUUAGAUCCUGUCUGUCUAUAAUGCCUAUGCCUAAUUUGAGUUUCAAACACC